CUGGCUGACUUUGGCCUGUCCAACCACUUUAAGAAGGACAAUUUGCUCCAGACGUACUGUGGGAGUCCUCUCUAUGCCUCCCCAGAGAUAGUCAAGGGACUGCCCUAUCACGGCCCAGAGGUGGAUUGCUGGGCCAUGGGAGUCUUGCUGUAUGCGUUGGUGUACGGCAGUAUGCCGUUUGACGGGGCCAGCUACAGAGUGCUCACAGAGCAGAUCAGCCAGGGACGGUACAGCAGACCAAUCCCUCCCUCAGAUGCCUGUGCCCUGAUUGACUGGCUACUGACAGUGCGUGUAGAGGAGAGGGCCACGGUGGAGGACAUAGCCAAGCACUGGUGGGUCAACUGGGGCUACGAGGACAGUGUGUGUGACUGCCCCUCAUCCCCCACCAGGACUGCCCUCCCCGCUGCUCGCCCGCUUCAUCGACUGGCAGAACCGGGUUGCCACGGCAACCAGUUGCCCGAACUCUGA
Messenger RNA from Coregonus clupeaformis (lake whitefish), 468 nucleotides. Its product is annotated as NUAK family SNF1-like kinase 1. Gene Ontology annotation, biological process: protein phosphorylation; intracellular signal transduction; microtubule cytoskeleton organization. The transcript has 3 exons. The record is from RefSeq and is a predicted model, not a curated record. NCBI's taxonomy places the organism in Eukaryota, Metazoa, Chordata, Actinopteri, Salmoniformes, Salmonidae. Gene Ontology annotation, molecular function: protein serine/threonine kinase activity; tau-protein kinase activity; ATP binding. The annotation marks the transcript as partial. Gene Ontology annotation, cellular component: cytoplasm.